AUGAACAAUCUCAGGCGGUCUCGGGCAGACGCAGGUUGGUUCUCGGUCGGCCUCGCCUGCUCAUUUCCCGAUCUCGGCUCCGACGACGGCAACCUAUCAGAUCUUCGCUUCUGCAACACCGACCUGAAGCCGGGAUGCAAGGUGUUCCACGCGCCGAAAGCGACCGGCUCGGUGCAGCAGAGCACGGAAGUGGACAUCUCGCCCGAUGCGUUUGAGAGUGCUGAGAUGGAGGGCGACUUGAAGGACCAGGUGAUGGUGUUCCGGUUCAAGGGGAAGUUUCACGCGAUUGAUCAUAAAUGUCCUCAUUCAUCAUAUCCUCUAUCUCAAGGUGUUCCGUUUGAUAUUGAGGAUUUUGGGAUCGUGCUCAGCACUGGGGUGACGUGUCCGAAGCACAGCUGGUCCUUUGACCUCACGACAGGAAUGUCAGACCGGGCGAGGUACAAAUUGGGAGUCUGGGAGGUGCAGCUGCGCGAUGCAACAGGCUCUGCGGCUACGGUCAAUGUAGAUGACGGAAGCCCCGAGACCCCGGAGAAGGAGGUUUGGGUGAGGAGGAAGCAGCGAAUGGGUUAG
This is a messenger RNA of Colletotrichum aenigma, 570 nucleotides long. RefSeq lists its product as uncharacterized. Gene Ontology annotation, molecular function: 2 iron, 2 sulfur cluster binding. The record is from RefSeq and is a predicted model, not a curated record. The coding region runs from base 1 to 570 and encodes 189 amino acids. NCBI's taxonomy places the organism in Eukaryota, Fungi, Ascomycota, Sordariomycetes, Glomerellales, Glomerellaceae. The transcript is spliced from 2 exons.